UAUGGGUACAAGUCACACUCCUCAAAUACCUACCAAUUAUCGAAGAACCCGACAUCACCCCUAAACCUCUGUCGCUGCCACGAUAUCGUCCUUCACAGUCCCGCUCCACGUCGCCGACUAAGCGCUCAAAGAUGAGUCUCACGUCGCAAGCAAAUCUUCAUCAAUUCGAGAAGCCGGCUCUGUUCGAUCGGGUCCGAGGGAAAACUGCCCACAUCGCCGUGAAUAUCAAAGGGCUAUACAAAGACAUCAAAGCCGCAGCUCUGUACCGGCAGCGCAUUGUAUCGCACGAGUACGCGAAUUCUGGAUCUUAUCUUCGGAUAUCUUUUCAAUACCCGUCGAUCAGUCAAUAUUCACGGCCCUCUCCACAUUGGAUCUACAAGGUUGAUUCUAGAAGCGUAUGCUUUGGUUGCAUCCUCAGACGCUGCAAACCGGUGGAUUGAGACUUCAUUCUACCGUGCUAUGGAAGUUUGGGUCCUAGAAGGCUAUAUUUCGCCUGAAAUACCG
This is a messenger RNA of Xylaria bambusicola, 504 nucleotides long. RefSeq lists its product as uncharacterized. Lineage: Eukaryota; Fungi; Ascomycota; Sordariomycetes; Xylariales; Xylariaceae. The coding region runs from base 132 to 440 and encodes 102 amino acids. The transcript has 2 exons. The record is from RefSeq and is a predicted model, not a curated record.